Molecule: messenger RNA, 2170 nt
Organism: Linum tenue
Lineage: Eukaryota; Viridiplantae; Streptophyta; Magnoliopsida; Malpighiales; Linaceae
Source: the annotation of a GenBank genome assembly
AGGAAACAUGACUUGUGUGUUCUUGUACGAGCACGCGGGUUGUGCCAAAGACCUAAAGUGUGAGCUCUGUUCUCCGUCACGAGAAAAGAUCGAGUGCUGCUCUCCACAGGAUAUUCAAUCAUCUAUCCGUCCAUCCAUCCAUCAGAUUCCCUUCCUCGCCGCCGCAAUUCUGCUCCGUUCCCUUGUCGUUUCUCCUGCAACCGACGCGUGUCGCUUCGUAGUGAAAACCCCCCGUUUCCCGGCUAGCCGAUUGGCGGCGGUCGCUGAAUCCUCUGCCGCUCGACUCCGAUAGGCAGUCACCGGAGCAUCCAAAUCUUGAAUGAACAGUUAAUUAGCUCGGCGACUCGGAAAUUGUUGGAAAGAAAACAGAAAGUGAGUGAAGAAUCGUGAAGCGGAAGCCAUAAUCGACGAGAUGGACGAGGGUUUAUGGUUGCGGAAGGAUGCUGAUAGAGAUCUAUCAUUUAAUAGCUCUUCGUCAAGGGUAGAACCUAAUAAGAGAACUCAUCAGUGGUUUAUUGAUGGUGCUGAACUUGACUUGUACCCCUACAAAAAGCAAGCUAUGGAAUCUUCAAAUGCUAUCAUGCCAGGCUCCGAAAUUCCCUCUGGAGGUCCUUCUGCAUGGGAUCAUCAUUCCACCAAUUUUCAAUCUGACCAAUUUGUCCACCAGUUAUUUCAAUCCGAGGCAGCAGGGUCGGACAGCUUCUCCGAGAGGAUUGUAUCUUCGGGAGAUCCUGAAGCAUGCAUUAGCUCUGGUGGUUUAAGAACAGUCAAAGUCGAUCAGGUGAAGGACGAAAACAAUGUAUAUCAGGAUCAAAAGCAACUUGGUUCCCCUGCUGAAAAUGUCACCAGCAUCUCUGAGAACCAGGAAGUUGAUAAUGCAGGGAGUGAAAGUCAUUUCAUAUUGAUGGAGCAGGGUUCCCACAAGGAGGAAGUGAAUGUUCUGUUGAUUGGUGAGACCUACAAUGGAGGGGAAGAAGUCCGUGCUGAAACGAUCAACACUGCCACCAAUUAUGUUGAAGGGGUCAAUAAUGUCGGCACAACUAAUAUUUGCAGUGAUAAGGGAGACGGGAACGUGAUACUGUUUAAUGGACUUCAUGACGUGCAUGAUACUGUUGGCCAACCCCCCAGCAGCUAUGAACAACCCUAUAAUGUGUCUUUGGCUCACACACCAGAACUAGUCCACAAAAGCGAGUUUGAUGCCUCGAAUUCUAGUGCUGCAGCUAAAUCCAAGCCACAAUCCUCUAGGAAUAAACUAGAGUUGAAAACAUCCAGAAAAGAAGCUCCACCGAACAGUUUCCCUUCUAAUGUCAGAAGCUUGUUAUCCACUGGGAUGCUUGAUGGGGUCCCUGUGAUGUAUGUUGCAUCAUCACGAGAGGUUAUCCGUGCUGUGGUGAAGGGUACUGGUUAUCUCUGUGGUUGUCAGUCUUGUAACUACUCCAAGGUGCUGAAUGCAUAUGAGUUUGAACGCCAUGCUGGUUGUAAAACCAAACAUCCGAACAAUCAUAUCUACUUUGACAAUGGGAAGACUAUCUAUCAGAUAGUGCAGGAGUUGAGGAGCACACCCGAAAGCAAAUUGUUUGAUGUUAUCCAGACGGUGUUUGGUGCGCCAAUCAAUCAGAAGUCAUUUAAAAUCUGGAAAGAGUCAUUUCAAGCAGCAACACGGGAGCUGCAGCGUAUCUAUGGCAAGGAAGAGUUGAAUCUAUGAAACUGAUGUUCUGCAUUGAAGUUGAGGCUCCUGCUUGAGAAAUGGAAGUGCAUGGCCAGGCGCAUGCUGGUAUAGUAGCAGGAGCAGUAGCUGAAGAAGCAUGAAGAUCCUGCUAAGUUGUGGAUUGCAUGACCAGCGUAAUGCCGGUUGUGCGUUCUUUAGUUGAUUCUAUGUAAACUAACUAACAAGGAAUGCUAAAAGCACUCGUGUUUUGUUGUUGAUUGAGAUUCAUUUUCUGUCAUAUUAAGGACGAAGCAAAAAUGGCCUGGCUUUUCUUCUAAGUCAUGCAAUUGGAAGGACAUCGUCUGAGAAAGAUUCCUUUACAUUCCAUAGCUGAAUAGAGACGGUCAACACUCUCAAAUGAAGAGUAGAGAAGAGAGGACAACAAAGUAUAAUAUAAUAUAUGUACUAAUUUCUUACCAUUUGAAAUAGUUGUCCAGCUUGAGUUUAGUGGGAUGGUCGAAG